ACGAUGGUGGCGGCGCGGCCCGGCUGUGGCGGCGGCGGUGGCGGCGGAACGGGCGGCAAGGCGUAGAAAAUGGCGGAUUUCGAGGAGCUGCGGAAUAUGGUAUCAAGUUUUCGUGUUUCUGAACUUCAAGUAUUGUUGGGCUUUGCUGGGCGUAAUAAAAGUGGACGGAAACAUGACCUCCUAAUGAGGGCUCUGCACUUACUGAAGAGUGGCUGCAGCCCAGCAGUGCAGAUAAAAAUCCGAGAACUCUAUAGACGUCGUUACCCAAGGACGAUUGAAGGACUCUCUGACUUAUCAGCUAUAAAACCUGCAGUUUUCAAUCUGGAUAGCAGUUCCUCUCCCGUGGAGCCUGACCUGGCUGUUGCUGGCAUUCACCCCCUCCCUUCUACUUCUGUCACACCUCAGUCUCCUUCCUCACCUGUCAGCUCCGUGCUCCUUCAGGACACUAAGGCUCACUUUGAAAUGCAGCAGCCAUCACCUCCCAUCCCACCUGUCCAUCCCGACGUCCAGCUGAAGAGCUUGCCUUUUUAUGAUGUGCUUGAUGUACUCAUAAAGCCUACAAGUCUAGUACAGAGCAGUAUUCAACGAUUCCAAGAAAAAUUUUUUAUCUUUGCUUUGACACCUCAGCAGGUCAGAGAGAUCUGUAUUUCCAGGGACUUCUUGCCAGGGGGCAGGAGAGAUUACACAGUCCAAGUUCAGCUAAGGUUAUGCCUAGCAGAGACAAGCUGUCCUCAAGAAGAUAAUUACCCUAAUAGUUUGUGCAUUAAAGUAAAUGGGAAGCUGUUUCCAUUGCCGGGAUAUGCUCCACCACCGAAAAAUGGGAUUGAACAGAAGCGACCUGGGCGCCCCUUGAAUAUAACCUCUCUAGUUAGGUUGUCAUCAGCAGUGCCAAACCAAAUUUCCAUUUCCUGGGCUUCUGAAAUUGGAAAGAGUUACUCCAUGUCUGUGUAUCUCGUUCGUCAGCUCACUUCAGCUAUGCUUUUGCAGAGGUUAAAAAUGAAAGGUAUCAGAAACCCUGAUCAUUCCAGAGCACUAAUUAAAGAAAAACUAACAGCAGAUCCUGACAGUGAGAUUGCCACCACCAGUCUGCGGGUGUCUCUGAUGUGUCCUCUGGGGAAAAUGAGACUGACAAUCCCAUGCCGGGCUGUCACUUGCACACACCUGCAGUGUUUUGAUGCUGCUCUUUAUCUCCAAAUGAAUGAAAAGAAGCCUACCUGGAUCUGUCCUGUCUGCGACAAAAAGGCAGCUUAUGAGAGCCUGAUACUAGAUGGACUCUUUAUGGAAAUCCUUAAUGAAUGUUCAGAUGUGGAUGAGAUUAAAUUCCAGGAAGAUGGUUCCUGGUGCCCUAUGAGGCCUAAAAAAGAUGCUGUUAAAGUCUCAAGUCCACAGUGCACCAAAAUAGAAAGUUCCAGUGUUGUUAGCAAACCAUGUUCUGUGACGGUGGCCAGUGAGGUAAACAAGAAGAAAGUUGAUGUUAUUGACUUGACUAUAGAAAGCUCUUCUGAUGAAGAGGAAGAUCCUCCAGCCAAAAGGAAGUGCAUAUUCAUGUCUGAAACUCAAGGAAGCCCAACCAAAGGGGUUCUCAUGUAUCAGCCAUCCUCUGUCAGAGUGCCCAGUGUGACAACGGUUGAUACUGCUGCUAUUCCUCCGUCGUUAACAGACUACCCCGUGCCAUUCCACCACCCACCAAUGUCCAGCAUUUCCUCAGACUUGCCAGGUUUGGAUUUCCUUUCACUAAUUCCAGUUGAAUCACAGCAGUACUGUCCUCCUAUGUUUUUGGAUAGUCUCACCUCAACCUUAACAAGCAACACGCCUGGCAGCAUCAUCACAUCGACCAGUCACCACGAGAGCAACACACACGUUAGCUCCUCCAACAGGAGUGAGACGGGAGUUAUAACCAGCAGCAGCGGCAGUGCUCCUGACAUCAUCUCACUGGACUGAAACAAGAGGCAGCAUUGGAACUCCAGGAGAAAUUGCACACAGCUGCUGCUUGUAUCUCUGGAACUUCAGCAUCUCCGAAGUUACUCUGAUAUUUAUUGAAAGGAUCUGCCUUAUGGAAAAUGACGUAAAUUCAUUUACAUUAGGGACAGAAGUGAUAGAACUUUUUUUUUCUCGCUUAUUAAAUAGUUGGUAUAGGAGAGGCCCCUUCAGAACAUGCGUUUUGUGUUUCUGCAUUGUUCUGGGGAAACUGACAUGUUGGAUGGAUACAACAAAUGUUUAAUUUUGAGGAUGACAGAGCACAGGCAGCCCAGAGAGGUGGUGGAGUCUUCUUCUCUAGAGAUACUCAAGGCCUGCCUGGAUGCUUUCCUGCUUGACCUUCUGUAGGGAACUGCUUUAGCAGGGGGUUGGAUUAACUGAUCUCAAGGUCCCUUCCAACCCCUGUGAUUCUAUGAUUUGUUGUAAAACAGCAAUAAUGUAAAAACAGACUUUUUUUUUUUAAAUAAAAAAGGCACUUAACCACUCUAAAAAAAACAACAACCUGGAAAAUGGUGCAAAGAUAGAUGGUGAAUUUUUAAUAUUUUCACUGGGGCCGGUAAUAAACUUCAUUUAAGACAAUGAA
Messenger RNA from Phasianus colchicus (ring-necked pheasant), 2560 nucleotides. RefSeq names its product protein inhibitor of activated STAT 2 (gene PIAS2). Gene Ontology annotation, molecular function: zinc ion binding; transcription coregulator activity; SUMO ligase activity. Gene Ontology annotation, biological process: regulation of transcription by RNA polymerase II; protein sumoylation. NCBI's taxonomy places the organism in Eukaryota, Metazoa, Chordata, Aves, Galliformes, Phasianidae. The record is from RefSeq and is a predicted model, not a curated record. Gene Ontology annotation, cellular component: chromatin.